This is a messenger RNA of Heterobilharzia americana, 2173 nucleotides long. The record is from the annotation of a GenBank genome assembly. NCBI's taxonomy places the organism in Eukaryota, Metazoa, Platyhelminthes, Trematoda, Strigeidida, Schistosomatidae.
AUCUGGUACUCUGCUGUGACCUUGAGGCACUGUCAUGAUUGACUAGAUCACAGUCAAACAGAAAAGCUACGUUCAAAAGAGAAAGUGAAACUUGAAUGUUGGGUUGCUUUUUAUGGGGAUUUGUAGAGAGAAGUGCCAGGAGAAACUUAACCGUGUUUCAGCCAGUGUUACCCUAUCAUUCCCAUUUAACUGUAUUCAAUUUCAUUCUGGUAUUUAGGUCCUGCUUGUUAUAAAGAAAAAUCUGGUGACCAAAGACUUCCAACUACCUUAUUUCCAUCAUUUAUCAUUAAUUUCAACGUAAGAUGCCUAGGCAUGGCCAUUUCUAUGGAAGAAAUAGACUAUAUUUCUUGAGACUUCGUAGAUUCUGCCAGUUUAUUUUAAACCUCAGCGGGGAUGGCUUCUACAGCGGCUGGUUUGGAAAAGAAUCUUAUUGCAUCCUGAACACACCCGAAGAUUUCAGGCUGCUAAAUUCGGAGAAAGCUCGUGUUAUUUGUGCUAUGUGGCACUUUUUAUCGAGGCACAAGUUCAAGGAAGCAGCAAAGUUGCUUGCCCAUUCAAUUCAUGUGUAUCCUAUGUCACCGUCAUGGAUCUGGAGAGUAGCAUUCCAUAUAUUUCAGUGUCUGAAUGAUGAUGUUGGUCUGAAGUCGUUUAAUGAGGUUUUGGAUAUAUUUCUACUAAGUGAUGAAAAUAACCGCAUGCUGGAAUAUAUAUUGCAUGAGAUCAGCAAAGGAAACCUUGAAAAGGUCCAGUUUUGUCGUGCCAAUAAACAGGUUGUUCAGCGAAAUAAGUAUGGGAGUAUUCGUACAGUUUUGACGAGAGAGCCAGAAUUUGCUCAUGUUGAACGUCUACAAAGACUGUAUGAAGGUUAUAGUUUUUUCGGGAUGUGGUUAAAGCAGAUUCAUUCAAUGGUUUCAUGCGAUGAUCCCGAAGAAAAUCAUGUGAUAGCUGAUGAUUUAGCUGAGAAAGCGUAUCAUCGACUUCAGGAAGUUGAAGCUCUUGUAUCUGAAGGUCAUUUGUGCGAUGCAUUUGUCCGAUCAUUCGUUGAAAUACUACAAUAUUUCAAUGAAUGUACACGUGCACAUGCCUUAUUAUUGGCUUAUGCUCAGAAAGUACCAGAGAAUCCAAACACUUUGAGGUAUUUAUGUGAAUGGCAUAAACGUCAACCCGGACCAGUUUCUCAUUCAUCAGUCAUUCUAUCACCAUCUCAUUCGAUAGGGAAUAAUACGCAUAAUGAUUCAUCUGCUUAUCUUACAGAUGAUUUAAGUGGUGAAAUUGUUGAUUCAGAUCGAAUAGUAAAUCCUGAUUCCACUCAUCGAAUGAAGUCAUCUAAAAGUUUGAAGAGUUUGAAAACGUAUUUAAAGUAUCGUAUAUCGUUUUGUAGGCGUGUUCUGCCUGAGCCAGCCCCUUGUUUACCUGAUAAUUAUGAUAAUAUGACAAAAAAGGAAGUGAGAGAUUUAUUGCGAACAAACCAUGCUCAUGUGCAAACUAUAGUUACUUGUUUAAAAAGAGGAAAAUUGACCGAUGCUUUGGACCUUUCAUUUUCAUUGCUCGAUCAUCCUUCUUGGGCUGUAUUCUGCGAACCUUGGCGUCUUUUGCGUAAAAGUAUAUUGAUAAUUGGCAAAAAUAAUUCUCAAGUACUCCAUGCCUGGUCUGUGCGUAAAAUGUAUUGGAAUAAAUUGCAUUUUCGUCUGCCGAAUUUACCGGCUGUUGGGAAGUCUGUGAAGACAAUGUUGAAUAAACUGGAUUUGUCUAAUAUCAAUCUUUGCAGCGAAAAUUCACUGUCAAGUAGACCUCAAGACAUACAGUUAAAUAUUGUUUCACACUUGAAGCCAGUUACAUUACACAACCUUUCCAGUAUGGAUAUGUCUUCCUAGUUAUUUACUGUAUAGUAUCUGUUUAAGAAUUAUUAUUUUUAUUGUUUUUCGUUCAUACGUGAUCAUUUAUUAUACAGAUUAUCCGAAGCAUUUACUUUUUUCUUUUUACCAUUCUCUUACUUCGUGAAAACUUGAUUGACAGCUACCCCUUGAUAGAGCUUAUAUUAAAUGCCGUCGUAGUAAAAAUUACAUAUUUUUCUUUUCUUGGCGACGGUUAUUUCGUGUUGUAGGUCGGACUGGACUCUGUUAGCACACAAAUAUUUCCCUCGAGUAACAAGCAUUUCAGGUGUGCUGUAGGC